Messenger RNA from Clonostachys rhizophaga, 201 nucleotides. The record is from the annotation of a GenBank genome assembly. NCBI's taxonomy places the organism in Eukaryota, Fungi, Ascomycota, Sordariomycetes, Hypocreales, Bionectriaceae.
AUGGGCUACAUUCCCCGUGUUCAGGAUGUCCAGACGCUGCUUGAGGUCCAUGCCCGCGCAAAAGGCCUUGUCGCCGGCGCCUGUGAAGACGGCACAUCGCAGCUCGGGCUCGGAGUCGUACCACUUCCAGAGCGCACCGAGCUCGAUUGUGGCUUCCACGGGCAGGCAAUUGCGGUUCUCGGGGCGAUUGAUUGUGACUAG